CAUGAUGCUGUUGACAAUAUUUAUGUGUCGGUGGUAACGUAAGAAGGUAAUUGUGACUUACAAUAUAAAUUACCUGGAUUAACAGAUGAAGCGGAUACAAUAGGAAGAUAUACGAUUUAAAACCAAUGCUGUUAAGUUAUAGGAAUUGUUUUAAAACGUCACAAACAAUGUUACUUUUGUUUCUUAUCCGUUUCAUGCUGUUAACUAUAAACUGCGUGUCUGGCCAACAUAUAUGUGAAGUAGGAUGUAAAUGUACCAUGUAUGGUUUCUGUGCCGCCUGCGAGGAUGGAUAUUAUAUGCAAAACUGGACUUGUAUAAAAUGCUCAGCAAAUUGCGUUAAUUGCUUAUCGGGCCAAACUUGCUUAGGAUGUGACGCCGGACAUUACUUAAACAAAUAUAACAAUGAUGCGGAUGUAUGUUCUCCGUGCUCCGAAGGAUGUAACAAAUGUUUAUCUAAAGGAAAAUGUUUAGAGUGCGACACGGGAUAUUUCAAGACCGAUAAUUCUUGCAGGAAAUGUUCAGCCAGAUGUAAAAGAUGCACAUCAGAUAAUAAUUGUCUUGAAUGUAAUGUCGGUUUUCAUCAAAAUGGUAUCUUGUGCUUGAGUUGUCCCGAAGGAUAUUUUGAGGCCGGUGAUUCCUGUUCACUUUGCCCAAAUAACUGCGCUUCUUGCUCUAUUUCUAAUGAAUGCACGAAAUGUAAGACAGGGUACUUCGGCAUUACUUGUACACAGAAGUGCUCUCUUGGAUGCGUUGGAAACGUUUGCGGUAAAGACAUGGGUAACUGUACUUGUCAAGGUAACUUUAUAGGAAAUGCAUGUCAUCUAUGUAUUCGGGGUAAAUUUGGUCCCAAUUGUACUCGUGUUUGCCCUAAACAUUGCAUGACGUGCAAUUCGUCAGAAAAGUGCGUUGUUUGUCAUCCUGGUUAUUACGGAAUUCAAUGUCAAUUUAAUUGCCGAAAUGAGUGUUCGAUUAAAAGAUGUCACAAAAUAACUGGUGCUUGCGUUAAAUGUAAGCCAUAUUUUAAGUUGCCAAACUGUAUAAAAUGUGUGGAUGGCAGAUGGGGAAAGAAUUGUGGCAGAGAUUGUCCAGACAGUUGUCUUUCCUGUUUAUCCACUACGGAAUGCACAAAGUGCAAAACUGGAUAUCACGGCAAGCAAUGUGAAAAGAAAUGCUCUGAUGGAUGUUCGUUGUUAUCGUGUGAACAAGCAACAGGGAUCUGCUCUCAAAGUUGUAAAGGUAACUUUGUUGGGCAAAAGUGUGAUUACUGUAAAAACGAAAUGCACGGACAAAAUUGUAGCUUAUUAUGUCCAAAGAAUUGUAAGGGUCACGUAUGUAAUAAAUUGGAUGGAAAAUGUUCGGAAGGGUGUAAUCCUAAGUUUCACGGGACUCAUUGUAACGAUUCAUGUCCGGCCAACUGCAAGUCAUGUAUAUCAGAUACAGUGUGUCAAUCCUGUGAAGACGGACAUUGGGGAGAGCGUUGUCAUAAAAAAUGUCCUGAUGGGUGUUUGGACAGCACAUGUCGGUCGAAUGGAACUUGCAGUGCAUGUAUUGCUGGUAACUACGGAGAUUAUUGUAAUAUAGAAUGCCCAAACAACUGCAAAGACUCUUUGUGCAAUAUGGCAGGUUAUUGCAACGAUUGUCAGGCAGGUCAUUUUGGUACCUUUUGUUCUGAACUUUGCCCUCCGAAUUGUUUUUCAAGUGAUUGCUUAAGAAAUGGAAGUUGUUAUUCCUGUCCAUCCGGGCUUUAUGGGAAGAAGUGUGACAGAUCUUGCCGUGAGAACUGUCAUUCUUGUACGGAUUAUACGUCGUGCAAGUCAUGUUUCAAUGGUUUUUAUGGUCAGUUUUGCCAAGACAAAUGCAGUUACUGUAAAACAGGAACAGAUUGUAACAUUGGUACUGGUGAUUGUCAAUUUUGUGAAGAUGAGAUGUACGGCAACAAAUGCCAGUCAAAAUGUAAUACAAAAUGUCAAACUUGUAAUAGUUCUAGUGGUCGAAUUAAUGAAUGUUUAACGUGCAAAAAAGGUAGUUACGGACGAAAUGAAAGCAGUGGGUUUCAUCAUUGCAAUAUACGCUGCUCUAGAAAUUGUAUGAAUACAACAUGUAAUGCUGAUAAUGGCACAUGUGAAUACGGCUGCAAACAAGGCUACUGGGGAGGACAGUGCGAGUUGGAAUGUCCCAAAAAUUGUCUUCACAGCGACUGUCACAGCGAUAAUGGAACUUGUAGGCAAGGGUGCUUAGCUGGUUUUAAUGGAGAUAAAUGCGACUGUCCAGUUAGCUGUAUAUGUAAUUUAGAUGGCACUUGUGCCAAGUGUAGGACUGGUUUUGGAAAUUUAGCUAAGAACUGCACAUGUACAUCGGAAGUAUGUAACAAUGUUAAACAAUGUUCAUCAUGCUUUAACUCAACGUAUUACGUACAAAGCAACUCAUGUUGUGAGUGUAAUAGCAAUUGCCGACAAAAUGAAUGUUUUUCUGAAUUUCACUGCAGACAUGGGUGUAAAGCUGGAUUUUAUGGAUCCGCGUGUGUUUCUAAAUGCAGUACAAAAGAUGACAUGUGCACUGACUGCAUAACAAACACUGAUGGAGAGUACGGCGGAUGUAUCUCUUGUACACAGGGCUAUUUUCUAGACUUGCAUUCAAAUACAGCCAGCAAACACUGUAUAGAAUGCACAAAGACAUGCACUGAUGGGAAAUGUGAUGCUAGAACAGGUGUUUGCCUUACUGGAUGUGUAAAUGGUACAUGGGGUGAUCGAUGCGAGAAGCAAUGCUUUGAAACAUGUUCGGUGUGUCAUCGGGGAACUGGAGCCUGUAUGAAAUGUGUACGUAACACAUUGUUAGGACCACUUUGUGACCAUGAAUGUAAUAAUAGAUGUAAAGAUCAGGAUUGUGAUUUUGCGACGGGAAAAUGUAGCGUAGGAUGCGUGGUUGGCUUCUACGGAGAAGAUUGCAGUUAUUCAUGCAACGAUAAAUGUCGCAACAGAACAUGCGAUAGAGAGACAGGAUCCUGUGACUAUGGAUGUCUAGAAGGUUUUGAAGGGGCCAUGUGUUCACAGGAAAGAACAAUCGAAAAUAACUCUAGUACAACAAAACAACUUGGUUCUGUAAUACUGCUGGUAUCCGUGGUAAUACUGACCAUCAGUGUAGUUCUGGUAGCUGUCAUACUGCUUAAAAGACGACAAAGCCCGAAACGAGAACGUGUAGUCAGUGGGAGGUUUGGAGAAGUUGUGACAUACAGACAAGUUAAAAGUACGUGUGACCGUUCGGAGGACAACUCUUUAGGCAUUGUCUCCAUAAAGAGAAAUAACAAACAGAAACAAAGGCUAUCGGGAAACAAGAAACAUAAAGGAGCCUGUCCAGAAAGCUCAGCAUCCAACGUUGAUAACCAUCCAACACACCGUCUGUCCGAAAGCACUGCUGAAUAUGCCACAAUCGAGAGGAAACAUUUAGAUACGAUGUUCCAAGAAGGCGCAGCAGAAUGUUCUGAAACAUUUGACGAUCAUAUAUACUUCAAUGCAGAUGAAGUUAUGAAAAGAAAAAUACCGUUAGAUCAACUUAGAGAGUUUGUAAAAAACAAAACUAUAGACAAUUAUGUUGAAGAAUUUAAGGAAUUACCGUCGGGACUUAUUAAGCCGCAUAAAGUUUCACAGAAGAGAGAGAACAUACUGAAAAACCGUUACAGAGAUAUAUACCCUUAUGACAGUAAAAGGGUAAUUCUACGGGAAGGUAAAUCUGACUACAUUAACGCAAGUUACAUAGACGGUUACAUGAAACAAAGAGCAUACAUUGCUUCGAUGGGUAUGACAUUUGUAUACAUUAUACAUAUCUUUACGUACUCAAACUGUAUCACAUGUGCAAAUUUACCAUGAAUAACACUUUUUCAGACAUACACAUUCCAACACAUGUAUUUUAAAUAAUAAAUGAUGUCCACGAUACAGGAAUUAUUGAAUACUAUAAGAGGCUUUAAAAGUGUAAGAACGCAACGAAAGUCAACUAAAUGCAGACUCGGUUCUGUUCGAUUUGCUUACCUUUGUUUUUGUUCGGUUUAACGUCACAUCGACACAGUUACAAUUCAUAUUGCGACUGUCCAGCUUUUGAUGGUGGAUGAAAACCGCAGAUACUCUCCAGGCAAUAUUUAACCUGGGCAGAAUCAACGAUCUUCCGUAAGCUAGCUGGAUGAUUUCUAUACCAAAGCGAGAUUUCGAGACCAUAGCAGUUAGGGGCAGUGUAUUCGAAGUGAGCGACCUUAACUUCUCGGCCACGUAGGCCCGUGUUAGUGAUUAGUAAAAAAAAAUGUGCAAAACCAACUAUACAACCAGCUUAAGUGGAACUCUGUUUACAUUAUUGGCCAAUACAGUACGAUAAUUAAGACAAGAGAACAUAAAUUACAGUACUUAGAUUAAGUAAAUACAGAUACUAGCCACGUCAUCCUAGCUACAGUCCUGUGAAUGAUGUUACUACAGCUAAGUGGAUGUUUAGAGCUGGAAUAUUUUGUAUUUUGUAGGAAAUUAGAACGUAAGGCAAUUACAUUUAUUCAACGAUU
Molecule: messenger RNA, 4537 nt
Organism: Mercenaria mercenaria
Lineage: Eukaryota; Metazoa; Mollusca; Bivalvia; Venerida; Veneridae
Product: multiple epidermal growth factor-like domains protein 11
Exons: 10
Coding region: 126-3863 (1245 amino acids)
Biological process (GO): protein dephosphorylation
Molecular function (GO): scavenger receptor activity; protein tyrosine phosphatase activity
Source: RefSeq, a predicted model, not a curated record